Protopolystoma xenopodis is the source of this 663-nucleotide messenger RNA. Lineage: Eukaryota; Metazoa; Platyhelminthes; Monogenea; Polystomatidea; Polystomatidae. The record is from the annotation of a GenBank genome assembly.
AUGCCGGUUUUGCUUAUGGGGAAAUCUGGUUCUGGUAAAACCAGUAUGCGCAGCAUUAUAUUUGCCAAUUAUAUCGCUAGAGACACGAGAAGAUUAGGGCCAACAAUGGACGUCGAACACACUCAUCUCCGUCUUCUUGGUGGACUUGUUUUGAAUUUAUGGGACUGUGGUGGACAAGAAGGUUUUAUGGAAAGCUACUUCGUCAACCAAAGAGAAAAUAUUUUUCGAAACGUGGAAGUCCUAAUAUACGUAUUUGAUGUUGGGACCAAUGAUCACCAGCACGAUCUGGCAAACUAUCGGUCAUGUCUGGAAGCCAUAGGUCAAAAUUCUCCUGAAGCAAAAAUAUUUUGUCUUGUCCAUAAAACAGAUCUUCUUACUAACGAAUCUAAGGACACGGUUUUUCAAAGUUGGAAAGCUGAACUAGAGAAAUACACUGAUCCUAUAGUUUGCACUUGUUUUGCCACUUCCAUAUGGGACGCAUCUCUAUACAAAGCAUGGUCAAAAAUAGUGUAUCAACUUAUUGCGAAUAUUGAGGCCUUAGAGGCAAGUCUGCGACAGCUCUGUGAACUGCUUGAGGCUGAUGAGGUUAUUCUAUUUGAGCGAGCAACAUUUUUAGAAAUCACUUGCAGCUCACGAAGAUCCUAUCCAGAUGAACACAGGUGA